UUCCUUUUACAGCAUUCAGAAGCAGAAAAUGAACAAGUGAACGAAAGGAAUUAAAAGUACGCACCAUGAGAAGAUAAAAAAAAGACAAACUAGUGGAGUCUACUUUGGUUUGCUGGGAUCUGUUUGGAAAAGCUGAUGCAAAACUCUUGAGCUCAGACUCUUUGGUAGGAAACAGGAUGCCAAGUUAUCAACCCUGGUGUCAUGGUAAUAUUACUCGAUCCAAAGCUGAGGAUCUACUCUCCAAAGCUGCAAGAGAUGGAAGCUUCCUGAUACGGGACAGCGAGUCCAUACAGGGGGCUUAUGCCCUCUGUGUACUAUACCAGAACUGUGUGUACACAUACAGAAUCCUGCCAAAUGAGGAUAAGAAGCUGUCUGUUCAGGCCUCAGAGGGAGUUCCUAUCAGGUUCUUCUCUUUUUUGCCUGAGCUGGUGGAGGCUUACUACAGUCCCAACAUGGGUCUGGUCACACACCUGCAGUACCCUGUGCAGAGAGAAGAAGAUGUAGAGGAGGAGUCAGAAUCAAACAAUCUUCCACCACAGCUUCCACCCAGGAACUUUUCAGCCAACGAUUUGAAAGAAAGUGACCAAAAGACUUCGGAGCAAGGCUGCAAAUCCCUAUCAGAAACCUUCCUGAUGAGACUCCAGCACAUGGACUUAUCCCCAAUACCAGAGGAGCAUUUAGUGGCCAUUCAGGAAUACUUCAUGACCUCAAUCUGCUCAGAUGCUGAACAAGUCCAGAAUGGUUAUCCUACUCUACCAGGGCUAAAGAAGCUCACAAUGACAAUCUGCAAGAACUUAAACAGUGAAAUUUCCCGCAUCCUGCCAGUUUUGGAGGUUUUCCAUCGGGUGUUGGACCAACAGCUCUCCCCAGGGAUUGGACAUUUUUCUAAACAUAUGUCUGCUGAUUCAGGACAAUUUGUUUCCUUUAGGCUAGAGCAACUGACAAAACUGCUCUACACUAUAGAGGAUAAGGCUAAAAGUUAUGUCUUUGAGUCUGUUGGAUAUGAUGGCGGUCACAGGAAAUCUCUCAUACCACCUGUUACAUUUGAGGUCAAGCAAGAUUCUCUGGGUAUUUCCACCAAGAUGUUCCUGAAAGUGGAUGUCGAAAGUGGGAAGCUCUACUUUAAGAAGUCAAAAGAUGGGCCUGAAGACAGAUACUUUGUGCACAACAAAAUCCUGCAGUUGGUGAAAUCCCAGAAAAUGCACGCCAAACUCGCCGUCGCAGUGGAGACAGAAAAGGAGAAGAUUUUGCGAAAAGAGUUUGUGUUUGAAAACACAAAGAAAAGAGAGGGAUUUUGCCAACUUCUUCAACAGAUGAAGAACAAACACUCUGAAAAGCCAGAGCCAGACAUGAUCACAGUGUUUGUUGGCACGUGGAACAUGGGUAAUGCCGGCACCCCCCACAACAUCAGCUCCUGGUUUCAGUGUAAGGGCCAGGGAAAGACACGAGACGACACGGCAGAUCACAUCCCGCAUGAUUUUUAUGUCAUCGGGACUCAGGAGGAUCCUCUGAGUGAGAGGGAGUGGUCGGAUACAGUGAAAAGCGUUCUGAGAAACAUCACCAACAUCAGCUUUAAACAGGUGGCGAUCCAUACUCUAUGGAACAUUCGGAUCAUCGUCCUGGCCAGACCUGAGCAUGAAAACAGGAUCUCACAUGUCUUUUCAGACAGUGUGAAGACAGGGAUCGCCAACACUCUGGGAAACAAGGGGGCAGUGGGCGUUUCCUUCAUGUUCAACGGGACAUCGUUUGGCUUUGUCAACAGUCACCUCACCUCUGGGAGUGAGAAGAAGCUCAGACGAAAUCAGAACUACAUGAGCAUCCUGCGGUUCCUGAAUCUUGGAGAUAAGAAACUCAAUCCUUUUGAUAUCACACAUCGGUUCACUCACCUCUUCUGGCUCGGUGAUUUGAAUUACCGUGUUGAAUUCCCGUCGACAGAAGCUGAGUACAUUGUGACAAAGAUCAAACAGCAGCAGUACCAGGAGCUGCUCAGUAAAGAUCAGCUCAGCAUGGAGAUGAACGAUGGGAAGGUCUUCUUACAUUUUGACGAAGAGGAAAUCACAUUUGCCCCCACAUAUCGCUUUGAAAGGGACACACGAGAGAAGUAUGCCUACACAAAGGCCAAAGCCACAGGGACAAAAUACAAUUUGCCCUCGUGGUGUGAUCGUGUCUUGCGGAAGUCCUACCCUCUGGUUCAUGUGGUCUGCCAAGCUUACGGGUGCACUAAUGACAUCAUGACAAGCGACCACUCACCGGUAUUUGCCUCAUUUGAAGUCGGAGUUGCCUCACAGUUUGUCUCCAAGCAAGAUUUAAACGGCGCAUCUCAGGGUGGGAUCCAGAUGAUGAACUGUGUGGCAACUUUGGCGACAAAAUCAAAGACCAAGUUCUUCAUCGAGUACCACUCCAGCUGCCUAGAGAAAACAGUGAAGACUAUGGAGGGAGACAACACCGAGGAUGAAGAUGGGUCAAUAAAAGUUUGGUUUGGCAACCAAGUCCAGCUCACACCAAUCAUCUCAGACCCAGAGUACCUUCUGGACCAGCACAUCCUCAUCUGUGUGAAGUCGACAGACAGCGACGAGUCGUACGGAGAGGGCUGUAUUGCUUUGAAAGCUGCUCAGUUCUGCUACACAGAGUUUCAGAUCACGCUGACUCAUCAUGGGGAGAAGACGGGAACUCUGAUGGGUGGCAUCCAGUUACAUACUUCUGAGGGCAAACCCACAGAGAAGCUAUACGAUUUCAUCAAAGUUGAAAGAGAUGACACUGUUGCCUCAAAAGGCAAAGGCAGUGACUUAAACAAGUCCUCUGUCACCCAGGCACAUGAUAUAUCCAACCCCAGCUACAUGGGAGUGUCGUUCCAAAGGGGUAAUGUGAUCGAUAAAGGCUGGAGUUACAGCAUGCCGCCGAAGAAUCAUCCUCUUGUUAGUCAAGGGAGUAAAGAACCGAAGAAAGCUGGUCAUGAUGCAGGCACACACAGCCCCACAGCAAAAUUCAUGGGUGACGGGGAACAGAAGUCAGAGAUGUUUGACAAUCCGUUAUAUGGAUCAAUGGGAAAAUCACAUUCUCGGGUCAAGGACCAUCAGCAGAAGGAUCAGUUCUUACUUCCUGAUGCCUUCUUAGCAAGCUCCAAACCAGCAGAAGGAGACCCUGAUCGUCCCCCAGUGCCCACUCCUCGUAACCGCUCCUUCACCUGCUCUGAGACCAAACCUCAGCCUCCAACCCCGGUCAACCCACAACUCUCGCUGUAUAAGAAACCAGUGAUGCCGUCCCGAUCAGAAGGCGGAACUGGGCCAAACCGACCUCCAGUACCCUUAAAGUCUCGUCCAGGUGUGCCAGAGCCCCAAAUCACGAAACCCAGAGACUACAGAGACAGCUCCGAACUCCCGAGCAAACUCAGACCACCAGCAAGACCAGCCCAGCCACAGCCGCAAAAAGACAUGUAUGCUGAAGUCCCCAAGAUGGGCCGAUCUGUGAAAUAAGAAGCUGCAGCACUGACUUCACAGCAUCCUGCUCCGUUUUGUGGAAGCAAAAACAUAAAAAACAAGCUCAAACCUUUUUAAAGUGUAACAUAGGAGAUGAAAUACAUUUGCUUAAACAAAAUACUUACAUCUGCAUUCACCAUUUAGCUUGCAGGAAUUGAAAAACAGGUCUUCAAACAUGAAAAUCAUAAUGCUAAGCUAAGUGCAUCAUGGCUGUGGCUUUACUGAUCUUAUUCUAAGGACACUGAUCAUUUUAAUUCAACAUAUACAGAACAACAAAGAUAUUUGAUGAUAUAGAAGCAUACUUUCCAAAAUGAUGCAUUUGUUUAGAAGUUCUAUAAAUAAUGUGAUAUACUGAGAUGUAAUUUCUGCAGUGCUUGCAAAUUUUAAACAGCUUAUGAAUAUAAUCCUGUUACAAUUCAUGUAGCUUGAAACACUUUAUAGUAGCUAAUGGAUGUUUACCACACAGUGUUACCUUGCACAGAUAUGUUUGCCUUGAAGAUGUGUAAUAAAUGCUCAAAUAUAAAUAAAGAUCUGCCCUUAUUUA
Molecule: messenger RNA, 4020 nt
Organism: Cheilinus undulatus (humphead wrasse)
Lineage: Eukaryota; Metazoa; Chordata; Actinopteri; Labriformes; Labridae
Gene: inpp5d
Product: inositol polyphosphate-5-phosphatase D
Exons: 27
Coding region: 177-3473 (1098 amino acids)
Biological process (GO): phosphatidylinositol dephosphorylation
Molecular function (GO): phosphatase activity
Source: RefSeq, a predicted model, not a curated record